CUUGCACUUCAUGGCGAAAACAGGAAUCUAAAUCUAAAUGUAUAUCACAGAUUCAAAGGAUUACGCAUUGAUUUGAGGCAUAUAAAACUAUAAAUUUCAGAUAGUGCAACCAUAAAACAACAGUAGAUAAUAUAAUAUAGAGGGCACAUUUUGGUUUUAAAAACCAUCAACAAUCCAGUCUCUGAAUACAUUGAGAAUUGCACCCUUUGCUGAGACUUACAGACUAGGAUCUACAUGUAACUGCUGAACAUAAUAAAAUAUCUUGAUCAAUGGAAGCUAGAGAGAACCAUGGUGCAUCCAAGUAUAUCAUCAUAGGUGGAGGGAUAGCUGGGGUGUCAUGUGCUGAAAUGCUUGCUGAUGUUUCACCAGAUGAUUCUGUGCUUCUCCUAACUGCAUCAUCACUCAUCAAAUCUGUUACCAACUACAAAAAGAUUGGAAAAACUCUGGAAGAGUUUGAUGUAGAAGAGAAAGCAGUUUCAAGUAUAAACACUCAAUGUGCAAAUGUUCGAGCCAUACACACAGCAGUUAGUGCAAUCAGUGCAGCUCAACAUGAGGUGUACACUGACCAAGGUGUGUUCAGCUAUGAGAAGUUGUGUAUUUGUACAGGGGGUGUACCAAAACUAUUAGCCCCACAAAACCCCCAUGUGAUUGGCAUACGCGAUACAGAGAGUGUGAAGGAACUACAAAAUCGCUUGGCAAAUGCCCAAAGGAUCUUGGUGGUUGGGAAUGGUGGCAUAGCAACAGAAAUAGUCUAUGAAAUAGAAGGAUGUGACAUAAUUUGGGCAGUAAAGGAUGAUUCUAUAACAAGCACAUUUGUUGACUGUGGUGCUGCUCAAUUUUUCCUACCUCAACUGAAGAAUGACAAAAGUACAGAGUCAGGUGGUCCAAUGAAGAGAUUGAAAUACACUACAGCAGAAACCCCUGGUGUUAGUAGUUCUACCAAAGGAUCACAUGGGGGCGCUCUAGGACCAGAUUGGCAUUCAGGGAUAGAUAUGAAAGGCCAAACAAAGAAAUCCCACAACAUUCAUGUGGAAUACAAAGUUGAAGUUAAAGCAAUUUAUACUGCUGAGGAAAUGAGAGAGUCAGGAAAAACUGCUGAUGUCGUGCCAAAUCUUACUGAACACAGUGAUCUCCUGAAAUCUCCUGGAGGAGAUAAAACACUCUUAAAUCAUAGUUGGGCUGUAUAUGCUGAAUUGACCAAUGGCAAGAUAUAUGGAUGUGAUUUCAUCAUUAGUGCCACGGGUGUUACUCCCUGUCCACCCACUUGCCUUGAUGAAAACCAGCUUGAACUAGCUUCUGAUGGUGGUGUCAAGGUGGAUGAUAACAUGAGGACAAACCUAACCAACAUCUAUGCGGCUGGAGACAUUUGCACUGCAUCAUGGAAGCCCUCAAAACACUGGCAUCAAAUGAGACUGUGGUCACAAGCUAGACAGAUGGGGGCCUAUGCUGCACAAUGUAUGACUGCUCAUAGCAAAGGAGAAGAAAUGACUCUAGAUUUCUGCUUUGAAAUGUUUGCUCAUUCCACCAAGUUCUUCAACUAUAAAGUGAUCCUUUUGGGGUGUUUCAAUGCUCAAGGAUUGGGGUCUGACCAUGAACUCCUCAUCCGAGUCACUGAAGGUAAAGAAUAUGUAAAGGCUGUGAUGCAGGAUGGAAGAAUGAUGGGAGCAAUUCUCAUUGGAGAGACAGAUUUAGAAGAAACAUUUGAGAAUCUCAUCCUCAAUGGCAUGGACCUCAGUUCAUAUGGAGAGGAUCUCUUAGACCCUAAUGUAGAUAUUGAAGAUUAUUUUGACUGACCCCUGUGAUACAGUGUGUCUGUUAGAAGAGUUGAUGUAGCUUGGAUGAUAUCUGCCAUGCAAUGGGC
Molecule: messenger RNA, 1861 nt
Organism: Owenia fusiformis
Lineage: Eukaryota; Metazoa; Annelida; Polychaeta; Sabellida; Oweniidae
Source: the annotation of a GenBank genome assembly